AAUAAUUCAUGUUUUCAGUGUUUCUCCUUGGUCACCAUGGUAACCAGUUUGAGAAGUGACUGUGGUAGACAUUGCUUUGUCCCCCGAAUGGAAUCUGACAUAUUCAACAUAUUACCUCUCCUCCUUUGACAUCACAAGGAACAUUUUUCACUCAGUGUGUGUGCGUGUGUGUGUGCGUGUGUGUGUGUGUGUGUGUGUGUGUGUGUGUGUGUGUGUGUGUGUGCGUGUGCGUGUGUGCGCCUCAUCAAGUCUGAGGAUGACAGGCCACACAGCUGAAAGAGGUCGCUCACCCCACAACCUGUCAGUCAAGACCAGUUUGGAGGAGGAGAUCGAAAGAACCGAGAGUAUUCUAAGCAGGGUUCCAUCGGUGUGCGAUGACACAUCCUCGGAGCUUCAAAGGGUUGCUGCUCUUGACCCUCAUGGCUGCAAUUCCAGGAAUUCCUUUCAAAGGACCGGAGCCGUCUCCAGACUGGUGAGCAUUGUGGUGAGACUGAGGGAAUGGGCUCACAGGAGUUUGGUCCAGGAGCAGGAGAGACCGGACUCCUUUCUGGAGCGCUUCAGAGGCCCUGAACUGAGAAAUGCACCCAGUCGUGCAAGCAACACACAAACAGACGCCAACGGCAACAAUGCCAAAGGAACUUUUAGGAACAAUUGGGAUGUUUUUGUGGUUUCCCCAUCUGAUGAUGCGUACUAUCGCUGGUUGUUUGUCAUAGCCGCAGCCGUGCUCUACAACUGGUUCCUUGUUGUUGCAAGGGCGUGUUUUGAUAGAUUACAGGUGACCAAUUACAUCUGCUGGCUGGUGCUGGACUACAUCUGCGACACGGUGUACAUCAUGGACACGUGUGUACGACUUCGCACAGGGUUCCUAGAACAAGGUCUUCUGGUGAAGGACCACACAAAGCUGAGGGACAGCUACAUGCGCACGUUACAGUUCAAGCUGGACGUAGCGUCCAUCUUGCCCACAGACCUGUUCUACUUUUACACCGGCAUCCACACGCCCCAACUCAGGUUCAACCGUCUGCUGCGUUUCCCUCGAAUGUUCGAAUUCUUCGACCGCACCGAGACGCGUACCAACUACCCCAAUAUGUUCCGCAUCUGCAACUUGGUGCUCUACAUCCUGGUGAUCAUUCACUGGAACGCCUGCAUCUACUACGCUAUAUCCAAAUCUUUAGGCUUUGGUUCAGACACCUGGGUGUUCCCGAACAUCUCCAAACCGGAAUAUUCCUCUCUCACUCGGAGUUACGUCUACUGUCUGUACUGGUCCACUCUCACGCUAACCACUAUUGGAGAGAUGCCCGCACCAGUGCGAGAUGAAGAGUACGUUUUUGUGGUCUUUGACUUUUUAGUUGGCGUGCUGAUCUUUGCCACCAUUGUGGGGAAUGUGGGUUCAAUGAUUGCCAACAUGAACGCAACCCGUGCUGAGUUUCAAGCUCGGAUUGACGCCAUCAAACAUUACAUGCACUUCCGCAAAGUCAGCAAAGACCUAGAGACACGCGUCAUCAAGUGGUUCGACUACCUGUGGACCAACAAGCAAGCCGUGGACGAGCAGGAAGUGUUGAAGAAUUUACCGAACAAACUCCGCGCGGAGAUCGCGAUCAACGUCCACUUGGAAACCUUGAAGAAGGUGCGUAUUUUUCAAGACUGUGAGGCAGGAUUGUUGGUGGAGCUGGUGCUCAAGUUACGCCCACAAGUCUUUAGUCCAGGAGACUACAUCUGCAGGAAAGGCGACAUCGGCAAGGAGAUGUACAUCAUAAAAGAAGGCAAGCUCGCCGUGGUGGGAGAUGAUGGCAUCACGCAGUACGCCCUCCUCACGGCCGGGAGUUGCUUCGGAGAGAUCAGCAUUUUGAAUAUCAAGGGCAGUAAGAUGGGAAACCGUCGGACCGCCAACAUUCGCAGUUUGGGAUACUCUGACCUCUUCUGCCUCUCAAAGGACGACCUAAUGGAGGCCGUUACCGAGUAUCCAGACGCCAAGAUGGUCCUGGAGGAGAGGGGCCGCGAGAUCCUGAUGAAAGAGGGUCUCCUAGAUGAGAAUGGCGAAAGUGGCGAGCUCCACAAAGAGGACACUGAGGAGAAGGUGGAAAGGCUGGAGUCUUCUCUCGACACACUGCAGACUCGUUUUUCGCGUCUUCUCGGCGAGUAUGUGCACACUCAGCAGCAGUUGAAGCAGCGCAUCACGCUGCUGGAGAGGCAGAUGAAUCAAACGGACUGCGGCACAGAAGCCAGCCAUGACGUUGGUGCGGAUACGGAAUCAGCCAGUGAGGUUCACCUCGAUGGUUCUCCUCGUGGGAAUAACUUGCAAGUCAAAAAUCUUAAAAGCCCAAUGUAA
Messenger RNA from Nerophis ophidion (straightnose pipefish), 2326 nucleotides. RefSeq names its product cyclic nucleotide gated channel subunit alpha 2b (gene cnga2b). The coding region runs from base 257 to 2326 and encodes 689 amino acids. NCBI's taxonomy places the organism in Eukaryota, Metazoa, Chordata, Actinopteri, Syngnathiformes, Syngnathidae. Gene Ontology annotation, cellular component: plasma membrane; intracellular cyclic nucleotide activated cation channel complex. The record is from RefSeq and is a predicted model, not a curated record. Gene Ontology annotation, molecular function: protein-containing complex binding; intracellularly cAMP-activated cation channel activity; intracellularly cGMP-activated cation channel activity. The transcript has 6 exons. Gene Ontology annotation, biological process: monoatomic cation transmembrane transport.